AUGGUCUCGUCCGCAAGUUCAACCAUCAUCUUCCCGCCCUCGCAGACGCCCGUGCGGGUGCGCAUGGUCGACACCACGGCUCUCAUGACCGUGCGGGCCGAGUCGUUCGUCAAGCCCGUCCAGAAGCCGGGCCAUGAACUUCUCAACCUGACCUGCGUCGCGUUCCUGAUCGAGCACACCCCCUCUGGGAGGAGAGUCAUGUUCGAUCUCGGCGUGCGCAAGGAUUUCUGGAACUACGCCGCCGUGCUGCAGAAGCGGAUCGGCUCCGUCAUCCCCAGUCUCCGCGUCGAUCGCGAUGUCCCGGAGAUUCUGGCGGAGAAGGGCAUCGCGCUGGAUUCUAUAUCAUCUGUCAUAUGGUCACACUACCAUUGGGACCACAUCGGCGACAUGUCUCUCUUCCCACCCUCAACUGAGCUGGUGGUCGGACCUGGCUUCAAGGCCGCACCACUGUUGCUCCCUGGUUUUCCCGAAAAGCUGGACUCGCCCGUGCGCACGUCUGACUUUAAAGGUCGCGAGCUGAGGGAGAUUGACUUCAAGAGCUCAAGCCUCCGGAUUGGCGGUUAUGGGGUGCACGAUUUCUUUGGCGAUGGCUCCUUUUAUUUACUCGAUACACCCGGCCACUGUAUAGGCCACAUGUGCGGACUUGCGCGGACGACAGCUGGCAAUGACAGUACGUUCUUGUUGCUUGGCGGAGACAUAUGUCACUUUGUGGGAGAUAUCAGACCAAAUCCGAGAUAUCCAAUUCCAGACCCAGUACCGGCCGACGUGCUCGAUCGCGACUCAGGCUAUUUUCCGACUCCAUGCCCGUGCAGUCUUUUCACGGACCACCAUCCAGCCAUCUCUCAUGGGAUCCAAUCUGGCGCCCCAAAACAGACGCCGUUUUACAAAGUAUCGACGCUCGGUUCGUCCGCUUACGUCGAUCCGCCCACGGCUCAAGAGUCAGUGGAUGAGUUGAUCAACUUCGAACAAUCCCCUGCCGUGAUGGUCUGCAUCGCACAUGACGAGGCGCUGCUGAAGUUCUUGCCCACGCUAAACAGAGAUCCGGGAUCAGAUCUGAACAACUGGAAGAGCGCAGGAUGGAAGGAGAAAUGUCGCUGGGACUGGCUAAACGAGUUACCAAGGAACGGCAAACCAGGCAGGAAACCAAUCGUGGAGGGGUUCUGGCGAGAUGGCAAGCCGUGGGAUAGGUCAAAGAUGGGGGAGGACGGAGAAAGGGAGGCUGAAGAGGCUAAGAAAGGCAGAUCGUAA
Molecule: messenger RNA, 1248 nt
Organism: Cladophialophora psammophila CBS 110553
Lineage: Eukaryota; Fungi; Ascomycota; Eurotiomycetes; Chaetothyriales; Herpotrichiellaceae
Exons: 3
Coding region: 1-1248 (415 amino acids)
Source: RefSeq, a predicted model, not a curated record